AUGGCGACCCUCAAACCUCCAACAAAUACCCACCGCUCCUCAUCUUCCUCCCACAGCUCCGGCCCACCAAAAGCCCCCUUAAAAGCCGAUCCGACAGCCACAAUCGCCGACACCGUCGUCUUCCAAGGCCGACACGUCGUCACCAUCGGCGCAGGGACAGUCAUCCACCCGCGCGCGAAAUUCUACGCAUACGAGGGCCCAAUUAUCGUCGGCGACGGCUGUAUAAUUUGCGAGAAAGCGGUCAUCGGCGCUCCGCCAACUUCAUCUCGCUCACCGUCGCCGUCCAGACCAACAAGCACAUCUACGAGCACAUCCAUCGAGUCUGGGGCAUCGACGCCAGAGCCUAAGAAGGAGAUAUCGACGCGGAUCUCAUACUUUGUUACUGUUGGUCCGUUGGUGACGGUCGAACCCGGCGCUAAUAUUCAUUCUUCUGCUACAAUCGAGGCAUUGGCGACGAUUCGCCGGGACGCGGAUAUUGGUUCACACUCGAAGGUGUGCUCCGGGUGUGAAAUUGCCGCUGGCGGAUCUGUUGCUGAGUGGGUCGUUGUCUACGGGCAGGGCCCGGGAAUGCGGAGGAAGAGAGCUCGAGGCGUGAAGGGGAUGAGUCCGGCUGUUGUGAGUGCGGCGCAGGUCGCGCAGACGCCUCUUCCUGGACCUGCGCCGGCGGGUAAGGUUAUUGAGGAUGCUAGGUUGAUGGUUCUACAGAAGGAGAGGGAGGUUCUCGGGAGGAUGCUUGUUCCUGCAGCUGGAGGGAGGAAGAAGUGA
Penicillium griseofulvum is the source of this 765-nucleotide messenger RNA. RefSeq names its product transferase hexapeptide domain protein. Gene Ontology annotation, molecular function: dynein complex binding. Lineage: Eukaryota; Fungi; Ascomycota; Eurotiomycetes; Eurotiales; Aspergillaceae. The record is from RefSeq and is a predicted model, not a curated record. Gene Ontology annotation, cellular component: dynactin complex. Gene Ontology annotation, biological process: mitotic spindle organization. Bases 1 to 765 code for a protein of 254 amino acids. The transcript has a single exon.